AUGCAGGGGGCUCUCUGUCCCCGGAGAGAGGUGGGCAAUCGGGCCCAUGUGGUCAGGCUUAUAGCGGCCCUGGAGGAGGACUUGUAUUGGGGCCGCUGGUCCCACGUCAGUGUCCGUCAGCCCGGCGUCCAGCCCCUGUGUCCUGCACUGAGCUUGGUGAGCCCAUUCAGUGAACUCUUCUGCUCAAGCGGGUCCCUUGGCAUUGACCAGCAUAGGUGGUGGCCCUGGAGGAAGACUUGUACUGGGGCCGCUGGCCCCACGUCAGUGUCCGUCAGCCCGGCGUCCAGCCCCUGGUGUGCUGAAGCUCAGGCCCUUCCUGGUGCCCUAGUGUCCUGCACUGAGCGUGUGAGCUCUUCUGCUCAGGCGGGUCCCCUGGCAUUGACCAGCAUAGAUAGUGAACCUGGAGGAAGACUCUUCUUGGAUCCCCUGGCCCAAGCCAAUGUCCAUCAGCCAGAUGCCAGACCCCGGUGCACUGAAGCUCAUGCCCUUCCUGGCACCCUGGUCUCCUGCACUGAGCUGUGUGAGCUCUUUCACCCAGCAGACUCUCUGGCAUUGACCGGCAUAGAUGGCGGCCCUGGAGGAGGACUUGUAUUGGGGCCACUGACCCCACGUCAGUGUCUGUCAGCCCGGCAUCCAGCCCCUGGUGUGCUGAAGCCCAGGCCCUUCCUGGUGCCCUAGUCUCCUGCACUGAGCUUGUGAACUCUUCUGCUCAAGCAGGUCCCCUGGCAUUGACCAGCACAGGUG
Pongo pygmaeus (Bornean orangutan) is the source of this 744-nucleotide messenger RNA. RefSeq lists its product as uncharacterized. Lineage: Eukaryota; Metazoa; Chordata; Mammalia; Primates; Hominidae. The transcript is spliced from 10 exons. Bases 1 to 678 code for a protein of 225 amino acids. The record is from RefSeq and is a predicted model, not a curated record.